AUGCCGUCUAUUGAACCUCGGCACACGGCACGGUCCCAGCGAUUGAAGACAGCAGAAGCCAAGGAAGGUGGAAAUCAUCUUCCAGUAGCCCCUUUAGCAAGAAUGACAGGACAUCAGCCCAAAAGGGACCUCACCCGCUUUGUCAAAUGGCCUGACCACAUCUGGCUGCAGCGGCAAAGAACUAUCCUCUAUAAGUGGCUGAAAGUGCCUCUCUUGAUUAACCAGUUCACCCAGGCCUUGGACCACCAAAGAGUUACUCAACUGCUUAAGCUGGCCCACAAGUGCAGACCAGAUAUGAAGCCAGAGAAGAAGCAGAGGUUGUUGGCUCAGGCUAAGGAGAAAACUGCCAGCAAAGGGGAUGUCCCCACAAAGGGGCCACCUAUCCUUCCAGCAGGGGUUAAUACUGUCACUACAUUGGUGGAGAAGAAGCUUUAGCUGGUGGUGAUUGCCAAUGAUGUGGAUCCCAUCAAGCUGGUUGUCUUCCUGCCUGCCCUGUGGCAUAAGAUGGGGGUUCCCUACCACAUUAGCAAAGGGAAGGCCACUGGAGAUCCAUUCCACAGGAAGAAUUGUACCACUGUCACCUUCACACGAGUUAACUCAGCAGACAAAGGACCUCAGGCUAAGCUGGCGGAAGCUAUUAGGACCAAUUACAAUGACAGAUAUGAUGAAAUCUGCCAUCACUGAGGAGGCAACAUCCUGGGUCCAAAGUUGGUGGCUUGCAUUGCCAAGCUGGAAAAGGCAAAGGUCAAAGAACUGGCCAUCAAACUGAGCUAA
This is a messenger RNA of Balaenoptera ricei (Rice's whale), 774 nucleotides long. RefSeq names its product large ribosomal subunit protein eL8-like. Lineage: Eukaryota; Metazoa; Chordata; Mammalia; Artiodactyla; Balaenopteridae. The record is from RefSeq and is a predicted model, not a curated record.